Molecule: messenger RNA, 4057 nt
Organism: Prinia subflava (tawny-flanked prinia)
Lineage: Eukaryota; Metazoa; Chordata; Aves; Passeriformes; Cisticolidae
Gene: NYX
Product: nyctalopin
Exons: 2
Coding region: 1567-3063 (498 amino acids)
Cellular component (GO): extracellular matrix
Molecular function (GO): protein binding
Source: RefSeq, a predicted model, not a curated record
AUUACAGCAGGUGGUGGGGAAAGGCUUAAAUCUAAAAUACAGCUAAAGUCUGUGCUCUGUGGGUCACCCCCUGCCCUCCAGCCUGCCCCAGCACAGCCUGCUUACACACUGUUGGGAUGGACAAGAUUUCCUGAGCUGCCAGCCAGAUGCCUUAAGACUGAGGGAAAGCCAAACAAAAAUAAACCUGGUGUAGCUGAGUGCUUUAAUUUGCAGGAAGAGCAGUGCAGCAGCAGCCUGGUUCCCAGCUGAAUUUUUCUUGCUGUAUCAAGCAUAAAUUCAUCAGGUAUUCCAUUUCCUGGGAAAAAAAAUAAAGCAGAAUAAUUCACUUGGAAAUAAAGUGUGGAGCUAUUUUUCCCUCUGACAUGGUGAAUGCAAUUACCUAAGGCAUGGGAGGCUGAGAUAACUCACUUAUUCAGCCCCCACUCUCCAAAGAAACCAUCAUCAUUCUGUCAGAAAAGGCUUUAAACUCCAAUUCACAUCCUGAAUGCUAAAACAUCACCACAUACAGAAGCUGUCCUUAUGAUUUCCAUGCACCAGCUACUGCAUCACAAGGAAAACACACUCAUAGGCCAGAAUUUACUAUUGUCAAGGCCACAUACACAGUGCAGGCUCUCUGUGUUUGCUGACCCUUUUCCCAAUGCUGUUGGUGUCUUCUUGUCCUUCAGGAGCAAUUCUUAGUGAAGCACAGCACAAUGGCACACUGCUAGUAGUGUGUGAGCCACACUGGGGCUGGGAAAAGGUGCAUGGGGGUUGAGAGUCUCAAGCUGUGUCUGUUUGGAGAGCUCAGUGCAGGCAAGCCAUAAGCCUGGGAUUGCCCCCAAAUUUAAUUCCAUUUAGGCAGCACUCUCCCAUCUCUUCUGCCAUUACAUAAUGGGGAGUGAAGUAAUGACUUUCAGCAAUGCUGUUUGAGUGGCAGCAGUCCAACUCUGGACUGUAUUUUUUUUUUUAAUGGUGGGGGGAGAGCAGGUUGGCAGAGGGGAGAAAGCAUCCGUUUGGUUCGUCUGCAAUCCCUGUUUCGCUUUGGGAGCUUUAGAGGACAGACACAUUCUUCCAUCUCCGCUAAUCCUCCUCUGAUACAGAGGAUUUUCCUGCCAUUAAAUGAUAGCUUGUGAGAAAAAAAUGCCAACUUUUCAGACUCAUAUGGCUAAGGGCAGCCUCACGAGCAGGAGGGAGGACACAGCCACUGCCUGGCCAGGUAAGCAACGCAUCCAGAUGAUUUCUGUUGGGAAUUUUGGUUUUCACUAUUUGAUGCUAAGCUGGUUACACUCCUCUGUACCAGCACCUGUCUCCUGGGGGUAGAGCCAGUGUCUUACUGCUGGUGAUCCUUUCCCACCUCAGAUGACAGGAAUCUGCCUUUGGCAUGGCUUGUGGGAAGGACACGGAUGAGCUCCUGAAAAGCGGUGGCACAAAGCUGCAGGAUUCCCUGAGAAGGUCAGUGGUGGAAGAAAGAUACUCACCAGGAAGGUGCUGGGGACUUCUUCAGCUUGAAAGUGUGUGAGAGAAGAGCAUUUUCCUUCAUCUUCCUUUCUAAACGUAGAUCUUUUUGUGGAAAAAUGAUGCAGGGAAAUGACAGAGGAUGAAACCCAUCUCUGUUCUUCCUGUGUGCUUUUAGAUCCCUCAAGUUUGCUUGCCAGACCUGAAAUGCCACUAGAGAAUAAUCAAGUGAUCCUUUGGGUCCCACGGGUGCACGGGGUGUGGGCCUGCGUGCGCUCCUGCCCGCCCAGCUGCGUGUGCACCCCGGAGCGGAGCUGCUCCGUGCUCUGUGACCGCGCCGGCCUGGGCCAGAUCCCCAGCCAGUUCCCCUGCGAAGCCUCUUCCAUCAACCUGGAUAAAAACAGCAUCAAGUUCCUGUCCGAGAGGGCCUUCGGGACGCUGCCUUCCCUCAAGUCCCUGUCGCUCAACCACAACAACAUCUCCUUCAUCACGCCGGGGGCGUUCAAGGGGCUGCCCAGCCUGACGGAGCUGAGCAUGGCCCACAACGAGUACAUCCGCUAUCUCCACACGCGGACCUUCACCGCGCUGCGGCGCCUCGUCAGGCUGGACCUGGCCGACUGCAACCUCUUCAACAUCCCCGACAGGAUCUUCAUCGAGCUGCCCGCUCUGCAGGAGCUCUUCUGCUUCCAGAACAACUUCCGAAGGAUCCCGGGCGCCAUCAGGGGCAUGGAGAACUUGACCCAUGUGUACCUGGAGAGAAACAGGAUCGAAGCGGUGGCCUACAACUCCCUGCAGGGCCUGACCAAGCUGAAAUACCUGAAUCUGCAGGACAACAAGAUAAAUGUCAUCCACGAGCGAGCUUUUCAGGGCUGUCAGCGGAUGGAGUACCUGUACCUGAAUGACAACUUGAUCAGCGAGCUUCCAGAAAACUCCUUCGAUGGCCUGAGGCGCCUGAAGAUGCUCAACCUGGGGGGGAAUUUUCUCAGGAACAUUUCCAACACCUGGUUCCGCGACUUGGGGGAGCUGGAGUUCCUCUACCUGGACCGCAACAGGAUCAGCUACAUCGAGGAGGGGGCUUUUGAGAACCUCACCAGCCUGGUGGCUCUGCACUUGAACAGCAACAACCUGACCACGCUGCCCUUCUCCGUCUUCGAGCCCGUGUACUUCCUGGGCCGGCUCUACCUCUUCCGCAACCCCUGGGAGUGCGACUGCCGCAUCGAGUGGCUCAAGGAGUGGAUGGAGAACUACAGGCUGGUCAGGGACAUUCCGUGUGCCUCCCCCUCCUCCGUGGCUGGGAUCGACCUGACGGAUGUGCUCUUCGAGAGGUCUCCCGAGGGUUACUGCCUCGACCCCGUGGAGCUGAACGUCACGUCCGAGGGGCCCACCCCGAGCGGGGAGCCCUGGUCUACCACAGAGAGCAAGUUCAACAGCCUUAUCUCCAAACUCCUGCUCCACAUGGGCCUUCCCGAGGAGGUGGCAAAUGCCACUGAGGUGUACAGUAACACCACGCAGCUGGACGGACAGACUGAAGGGGUUUCUUCUGGUGUGGGGGAAGACAGAACCGAGCCUGACUCCUCUUCCUUGUUCCUCUCAGCACUUUUUACAGUGAUUGUCCUGUUGUGCAAAUAGUCCAAGGGCUGGAUGGAGCAGGGGUUCUGCUUAAAUAUUUAGACUUUGCACCUACUCAGCCAUCAGAGAAAAGUUUUAUUGUGGGCCUCUGAUACAUAACAGGCUCCAAACUCUUCCAGGUUGGGUUUGUUGGAUCUGGCUUCAGAUUCCCUGGGAGCUGGUGAGAUCUGGGUCCCACUCUGAGUGACAAACCUGGGUGACACAAUGGGUGUCCCAGAGCAGCCUGGAUACUCACAGGGAGAUGAGCAGCACCAAGACUGGAUUUUGCCACAGAUGUGUGAUGUUCCCCACUGGGAAUGGAGGGAAGAGGGGUCUGUCUGUGGCGUGUUUGUUCUAUCGGGCCAACUCGUGAGAGCAGCUUCAUGACUGUGGUGACUCAGCUUCAGGAGAGCAAGAUGAGGCCACAAAACCUGGCCCCUCUUCAUGUCCUGGCAGACACCCACACCCACAGCAGGCACUGCUGAACAGCGGGAAACCAUUCCUGAUUUCCCCCAGCGGGUGCAGGAGGGAGCGGGGCAGUCCUGGGCAGCACCCAGGGGUGCAGCACUAGGCCUCAUUAAAAGGAGGAAAGCACCUGGGGAAGGCACCUGCCCUGGGCACGUCUGGGAUGGGCACAGUAUAUUGGCUGUGACCAAAGGCAGGAUUUUGAUCCUUUCUCCUCCCAGUUAUCCUGGCACUGGUGAGGGAGAACCAGAUGGACCCACGUUUGUCCAAAUAUUCUUCGCUGAAGCAAAGCUACUUAAACUUAACCUACUCAUUUCCAUAGUUUCAAUGUGUUUAAUUUCUCAGUGAAUAUAUUGUUUCAAUGAAUACUUUUUUUUAUUUGUAGAUUGUUUCAUGCCAUGGCAGCUGGGGCAGACCAUGGGGAUGAUAAAUGCAACCAGGCCCUAUGAAAUAUUUUGUAUUUCCACCACUAAUAUGUACCAUGUAGUGUGUCAUAUUAUGCCAUACUGAUCAUUUUAUUUUAUACAGCAUCUUAAAUGUUUUAUCUAUG